Molecule: messenger RNA, 1668 nt
Organism: Meira miltonrushii
Lineage: Eukaryota; Fungi; Basidiomycota; Exobasidiomycetes; Exobasidiales; Brachybasidiaceae
Exons: 1
Coding region: 6-1610 (534 amino acids)
Biological process (GO): cardiolipin biosynthetic process
Cellular component (GO): mitochondrion
Molecular function (GO): CDP-diacylglycerol-glycerol-3-phosphate 3-phosphatidyltransferase activity
Source: RefSeq, a predicted model, not a curated record
UGGUAAUGUCGCUAAGAUCGGCAAGUGCUCUAGGGAGGCAUGUCAUUUGCCGAUCAUGUGAAUCUUAUUCAACACUGGAGAAAGCGAUUUAUCCUGCGGUCCGAAGAAAUGUCAUAAGAGGCAAUAGCGGAGCUUCAUUACAAAAAAGAUGGAAUUCAUCUACCUCUCCAAAGCCAUUGGGUGAAAGAAUUGCUGAGAAGUACAAUCUACCGAUCUUCAGAGUCAACUCAGACCGUCUUCAGCUAAUCGAACAACCGAGCAAAUUCUAUGAAAAGCUCUUGGAUAUAAUACGAAAUUCAAAGAAGAGAAUAUUCUUGGCCAGUCUAUACAUCGGAAAGACGGAGCAUGAACUCAUUUCUGCACUCUCUUCAUCGCUAAAAGAGCGAAAAGAGCUAAAGGUCACAAUCCUGGUCGAUAGGCUACGUUCAACACGGGAAGGCGAUUAUCGGGAUGGAGAGAAAAGCACUGAAUCAUGUGCUUCCUUAUUGGCAGGACUUCAAUCGCAAUUUCCCAAUCAAGUAGAAAUUCGGGCUUUCAGAGCGCCGGAUCUGCCAGCUUGGCUUGAGACUUUGGUCGGUAAACGAUUCGUAGAAGGAUGGGGACUACAACAUAUGAAAAUCUAUGGAGGGGAUGAUUCAGUGAUGAUCAGUGGAGCCAAUCUUUCGAAUGACUAUUUCACCAAUCGGAGGGACAGAUAUUUGUUCAUGGACGACAAAACUGUCAGCGAUUAUCUGUACGAGCUUCUCAUGACAGCUUCACGUUACUCAUACUCCCUUCGAGCGACUGGAACUCCAUCUCAGCAUGCAUCCUAUCAACUAGAUUGGGACGAAGGGGCACGACUAGACAUGAAAAUUGACGAGCAGCCUACCGGACCCACUGGCUGGAAGAGGAGGAUGGGAAGUCAAGUGGAACGAAUGACGUAUGAAUGGAAGCAACGUACGGAAGCUGCUCGGCCUACGGACUCUGAUUCGAUGGACAUUGUUCCAUUAAUCCAAAUGGGACCGAUGAAAGUCCAGCAAGAGACAACUUGUGUACCCGAAGUACUCUCUUAUGCGAAUGAACGACCGAAUAGUCAAUUGUACUUUACUACUGGCUAUUUUAGCAUCAAUCCACAAUACGCUGAAUGGAUCUUGAAAGGACAGUUUCAAAGUGAAAUGAUCACUGCAUCUCCUAAAGCUAAUGGGUUUUAUGGAUCAAAGGGCGUUAGCAGACAUUUACCGGCAGCAUAUACUUGGCUCACGAACAGAUUCUGGGAUAAGCUUGUAGCCAAAAAUAGACAAGAUCAAGUAAAGAUCAAUGAAUGGAACAAACAGGGCUGGACGUAUCAUGCAAAAGGAAUUUGGUUUUCUCCCAAGGUGGACAGCAAACCUACGCUGACUUUAUUAGGCUCGUCUAAUUUUGGAAUUCGAUCGGCCAAGUUGGAUCUCGAAUGCACUUUCCUCAUCGAUGCUCAUCGAAGUUCUAAACUGCAGACUCGAUUGCAAGAGGAGAUCGAUGAGCUAAAGCGUGAUGCGAAAGAUCAAGUUGGCCAAGAAAUGUUCGAGAGACCAGAACGAAAGGUGCAUUGGGGUGUCAAGGUGGCCGCAAGGAUUAUCCGGCGUAUGCUAUGAGGAAUCUAAAAAUAUAUCAAUAUGUAUUAUUAAACAAUCACCACAAAUGUACAUCAUU